AUGUUCUUUUCUUUCUGCUUUUUACGGGUUAUAGUGAAAGAAAAAGAGAUUGAAGUAGUUGCAGAAAAUAAGCCAUUGAAGGAUUGUGAGAGGGCAAGACGUACAUGGACGAUUGGGAAAUUCACAUAUACAUGGAGAUUACUUAUGUUCCCAAAAGGAAAUGGUGUCGAAUAUCUUGGUGUUCCUGAUUCAGAUAGCUUACCAGAGGGGUGGACUAGAACAGCCAAGUAUAGUAUCGAGCUGAUAAACCAGAUGGAUAGAACGAAAACUAUCACAAAAGGUUCUUGUGUACACUCAUUAGGAUGA
Fraxinus pennsylvanica is the source of this 306-nucleotide messenger RNA. Lineage: Eukaryota; Viridiplantae; Streptophyta; Magnoliopsida; Lamiales; Oleaceae. The record is from the annotation of a GenBank genome assembly.